AUGCGUCUUCUUUUCUGCGCUUUGCUACUGAAAGUUAUGGCUACCGGCUUGCCCCAAGGGCGUCUUUUAAAAGACGGGAUUUCUGCUUGGCUCGGGGUCCGCUACGCCGAUCAACCAGAAAGAUUUCAGCGAGCUAGUUUGGCAAAUGAUUGGAAAGAUGAGCCUGGAAACAGCAUGGACAAACCUGCAAAAGCGUGCCCUCAAGCAAAAUGUUUCUUCUACCCACAUUUCCCGUCCUCUAAGUUUCACCCAAAUCUUGGACUCGAUGACACGCAUUUGGCAAUUAAAUUCAUCUCAAAAAAUAUUCAUGAGUUUGGAGGGGAUCCAAGUCAAAUAACAUUGAUUGGACAUUCUGCUGGGGCAUGCUCUGCUCAUGCGCUGGCCAUCUCGACUGCCGUCGAUCAAGGCGCAUUGAUUUUUCCGAAA
Mesorhabditis belari is the source of this 426-nucleotide messenger RNA. Lineage: Eukaryota; Metazoa; Nematoda; Chromadorea; Rhabditida; Rhabditidae. The record is from the annotation of a GenBank genome assembly.